GAAAAUAAAUUUAAAUUUGUAACACUCUUUCGUUCAUUAGUUGUGUUAUUGUUGAACCAGUGGACGGGCCUGUGUUUAACGUGAUGGACGUGAUGCAUGCGUGUCGCUGCUGCUUGCGAAGUCCUCCGGACAAGGACCUAACCACUCCGUACACAUAUCAUGGCAAAACAGAGAUAUAUUACGAAAUGAUUAAGGAAUGCUUUGAUAUACAUAUUACUACUGAACAUGCAGCUGGUACUGGGCGGCUCGGGCUCGUGCGGCAUCUGCUUGACGUGCGUGGGCCACCUGCGAGAUGCGAGCGCCUUCAAGCUGCAAGUGCAGCGCAGCCAGUCGGAGCUGCAGGGGAUACUACUUGAUAAAGCGGAGCUCACGGUGAAGUCUGAGCUAACUGAAGAUGGCACCGGUGAUUCUGUGUUUAAUUUGUUACAUGUGGAGCUCAUAGAAAAGCCAGAGAUGAUUGAAGAACAAAUGGGGGAUAUAUUGAAUGAAGAUCCACUAGUGAACCCCAUGGCGUCAGAUAUGAGUGAAAACAAUUGGACGUUGGCAGUCACGCCGCCAGCGCAGCGCGCGGCACGUGCCAAGGACCAACUCUCGAGAAUCACACUACACCACGAAAAAAAGCGAGUGAAACGUAAAAAAGAAAGUAAACCUCACGAUAAAAAUACCUUCACUAAACAAACGAACUGUAAAGAAAAUAAACUAUAUUAUUGCGAAACGUGUGGUAAACAGUCCAAGGCAAGAUAUCUUUUAAUCCGGCAUAUCAAAACUCAUAUGACCCGAGAGCGCUAUCCGUGUAAAAUAUGCAAUAAAUCCUUGUUGACAUACUCGGACCUGAAGCGACAUCAACUCAUACACAUAGGGGAGAAACGAUACACCUGUGAAGAAUGCAACUUGAAAUUUUCACAAAAAGGCAACUUGGACAGGCAUAGACGCAUUCAUACCGGGGAGAGACCGUUCGUUUGUGAUGAGUGUGACAAGCAAUUUGCCAACAAAAGCAACUUGGACCGACAUAAAAAACUACACAGCGGGGACAAACCAUACAUGUGCGAAAAGUGUACAAAGCGUUUUACACAAAAAGGUAAUCUGCGAAUACAUAAAUGUGUUCAUAAUAACGGGUAGAUUAAAAAAAUAAAAUUAUCUCAGAAUGUGACAGACCAGUACACGCUUUACAGCAGUUUCUGUGUUU
Cydia splendana is the source of this 1186-nucleotide messenger RNA. RefSeq names its product zinc finger protein 92-like. The coding region runs from base 226 to 1119 and encodes 297 amino acids. The transcript has 6 exons. Gene Ontology annotation, molecular function: RNA polymerase II cis-regulatory region sequence-specific DNA binding; DNA-binding transcription factor activity, RNA polymerase II-specific. Gene Ontology annotation, cellular component: PcG protein complex; chromatin; transcription regulator complex. The record is from RefSeq and is a predicted model, not a curated record. Lineage: Eukaryota; Metazoa; Arthropoda; Insecta; Lepidoptera; Tortricidae. Gene Ontology annotation, biological process: regulation of transcription by RNA polymerase II.